UGAUGACUGUUGUAUUACUCACGUUUAGUAGGAUCCAACCCCUCCCUUUAAUCUUUAAACUUUUCAUUGGUUUCAAGUUCAAGCAAAAUGAGUGUAUAUCUUUCUCUUUCUCUCUCUCUCUCUCUUUUUUUUUCUUCCCCAUCAAUCGUAGGGUUCCACCACCAACGAAGGCCUCAGCUCAUCAUCAUUCACGGCCAUUCUAUGUUUCGGUUAGUCGAUCGACCCCUCAGUUUCAGGCAACGCGCCAACGAGUGGAUAUAUAAGAUGUUAUUCCUCUGGUCGAAGGAACCUGCGGCGGAUCCUAGGGCCAGUCCGUGGUUUGCCUGGUUUGCUACCGCAGUUAUACUAUGGCGUUGCAGAAGACGAAUUACCAAAGCUAUUUUGGCGGUAUCGCCUUUUAGGCUAUUAAAAAGACGAAUGGUCGUUGCAUUAUUGAAGGAAAGAUCAUCAUCAGUGAUAAUGAAACCGAAAGCAACAACAACGACAACGACGAUGACAGCAGCAACGAUGACUAUGACAACGAGAGUUAAACAACAACAACAACAACAACAAUAUGGUCUUUUACGUAAUCACCAUUUUCAUCGGCAAGUGCAACAACAACAACAACAACAGCAACAGAAAGAAGACAAGUGCAAGGGUACUGCAACCGGAAUAAAAACCCGUGUUAAACGUUUAUGCACCGGUGACGGUCCCCACAUUUUCUCGUCGUCGUCGUCAUCGGUCCAAACGAAUAAUCAUCAUCAGAUCAAUUACAGGGUUACUAGAAGUGGCAGAAUUUAUGGGAAAUAUCAUAACAGAAUUUUACCGACUGAAACAAUUUGUUGAAUAUAAAUACCAAUAAUUGACAUAAACAAUGUGUACAUAUAAAACGUAUCGUUAGUUCCUUUUUAAAAUUUGUAUUAUAUCUUUUUCUUAUAUUGAAUUAAUUAGAAUCCUUUUUAAAACACAUUGUGUGGCUAGGAAUAUGACCAUUAAUCUUUUGACGAUUCAUUCCUUGUGUCCUCGACACGUUUUCAAAUGUUACGAUCGUUUGGCAGAGACCUUCAACGAGGUUGUCGUCAUGGUACUUCGUAGUAGUUCGUGGUCGUGUAGCCAGUUUUCAGAUCAAAUGGCAACGACGUUUCUUGGCGACCAACGUUUUCGGACGACUUGGCUGCCGUUCUCCUAAACUACCCCUUUUUUCAACUGACUGCAGAUCGAUAAACUUUCUGAUGCGUUUAUGAGGUCUAGGGCAUGAACGAUCUUGUCGUACGAUAAUAUUUACCGAAUUAUUACAAUUCUUCAACAUUUCGAUUAAUAGA
Polistes canadensis is the source of this 1301-nucleotide messenger RNA. RefSeq lists its product as uncharacterized. The transcript has 2 exons. NCBI's taxonomy places the organism in Eukaryota, Metazoa, Arthropoda, Insecta, Hymenoptera, Vespidae. The record is from RefSeq and is a predicted model, not a curated record. The coding region runs from base 88 to 825 and encodes 245 amino acids.